CUUGAACCGACGACAAGUCGUUGUUAUUUAUUAGAACAUUAGCUAUCUAUAAAGGAACAUUGACGAACAGUGAAGCAGAUACUCUGCCUCUUCACAAAAUGGACAAGGGGUUAAAUUUCGAUGAAAUUAUUGAGACAAUAGGUAGUUAUGGUAAAUACCAGAAAAUCCAGGUUGCUCUACUUUGUUUACCUCACAUUCAAGCUGCUGCGUUUAUGGUGAUAUCUGUACUACUGCUAGGAGUACCAGAUUACAGAUGUCAAAUACCAGGAUAUGCCGCCGACACUUACCGUAUACAGAACUCGACACACCUAACAAUGGUGGACGAUUAUAUACCGGUAUCAUCCGACAGUACCAAGGACUACGACCAGUGUCAUAUAUAUACUAUUAAUGACACUGGCAGCAACAACAACACAUUUUACGGCAACAGAUCGACGGUGGAAUGUGACAAAUGGGUGUACAGCCAGACAACAUUCACUGAAACGUUCGUAUCAAAGCACGACCUUGUUUGCAGCCAUGGAGAUACGCUAUCGUUGACAAAGAUGAUGUACUUUGUAGGCGUUCUCGUCGGAUCCUUCACCUUUGGAUUAAUCGCGGACAGAUUUGGGCGAAAGUUUUCAAUGUGUUGUGCCCUACUUAUACUAAGUACGACCUCGGUGGGCUUGUCUUGGGCCCCAAAUUUGCCUGUCUAUAUAGUUCUACGGUUCCUGAUCGGUGCUUCCACAAUGGGGAUAGUACUCACUACAUUUGUACUAACAUUGGAGAUGGUUGGUCCUAGAAAGCGUGUACGAGCAGUGAUGGUGAACGGGUUCUUCUUUGCUGGCGGAGAGGUGAUGCUGGCCGCACUUGGGUAUUGGUUACGGGAUUGGCAAUUCAUUGAGCUGAUCUGUGGCGGAACGGUAGUAUUCUACCUGUCUUAUAUCUGGUUGGUUCCAGAAUCUCCAAGAUGGCUUCUUAAUAGUGGUCGUAUAAAGGAUGCAGAAAAAGUGCUAAAAAAAAUAGCGGAGGGCAACAAAAAGACCGAGUGUUUUAAGCCAAUACUAAAUUAUGAAGAAGACAAGAAACAAACAGGAAAAAUCUGGCAUAUUUUUACCUCCAGAGUUUUGCUGACAAGGACUCUGAUAUUGUUCCUGAAUUGGUGUGUUAUUUCGAUGACGUUUUACGGAUUGUCGAUGAAUGCUGGUAAUAUCGGUGGUGACUUUUAUCUGAACUUCUUGUUACUUGGUUUGAUGGAUUUCCCGUCUACUGUACUGAAUCUGUUGUUGCUGAACCGUGUGGGCAGGAAAAGACUGCACUGUACCUGUAUGAUCGUUGGAGGCGUGUCAUGUCUGUCAACACUUUUUACUACCACCUACGGAGGCGAAUCUCUACACACGUUGACCGUCAUACUGGUGUUGAUAGGAAAGCUAGGGGCAGGUUCUGCGUUUGGAAGUGUCUAUAUUAUGACGUCAGAACUGUAUCCCACUGUUGUACGCAAUGCUGGAAUGGGCGCCUGCUCCUGUUUUGCCCGUUUUGGAUCUAUGGUAGCUCCUUACGUCAUAUCAGCAGCCGCAGACAUCGAAGGAACCAUCGGCAAGGUACUUCCUUUGAUUAUAUUUGGUUCAGCCUCCAUUGCUGCUGGCUUGAUAGCUCUCCUGCUUCCAGAAACACUUAAUAAAGACUUGCCGGAUACUAUUGAAGAGGCGGAACUAUUUGGAACACCAGAAUAUGAUUCCAUGAGAAAAGAAGCAAGUAUCAAUAAAGGUUUUUCAAUGGAAAUGAAAUGAUGCCGAAAAGGUGGGACUGCUGUGCUAUAACAAGCCAUCCAGGCCUUUAACGUG
This is a messenger RNA of Mizuhopecten yessoensis (Yesso scallop), 1817 nucleotides long. Its product is annotated as organic cation transporter protein-like. The coding region runs from base 99 to 1763 and encodes 554 amino acids. Gene Ontology annotation, biological process: transmembrane transport. Gene Ontology annotation, molecular function: transmembrane transporter activity. Gene Ontology annotation, cellular component: membrane. The record is from RefSeq and is a predicted model, not a curated record. The transcript is spliced from 10 exons. Lineage: Eukaryota; Metazoa; Mollusca; Bivalvia; Pectinida; Pectinidae.